ACAACGUACAACAAUCUGGGUUUGGUUUACAGUAAAAUGGGAGAGUACAAAAAGGCAAAAGAUUUUUAUGAAGGAGCGAUAGAAAUUCAAAUGAAAACAUUUGGACCUGACCAUGUUAAUAUUGCGACAAUGUACAGCAAUCUGGGUUCGGUUUACAGCGAUAUGGGAGAGUACGAAAAAGCAAAAGAUUUUUAUGAACGAGCGACGAAAAUUCAAACGAAAGCAUUUGGACCUGACUGUGUUAAUAUUGCGGCAACGUGCAACAAUCUGCGUUUGGUUUCCCGUGGUAUGGUUAAGGUCGAAAAAGCGAAAGAUUUUUUUGAACUAGCGAUGGAAAUUGUUGCAAACAAAUUAGUUGAUGAUGAUGAAAUUUUGAAUAAAGAUGAAGUUAUUGGAACUCGUUCAACUCCACAAGCUCCGCACGGUAAAGAAAACAGAAAACGAGGUCCUCUUAGUCGUCACAAAAAUGAUGAAAGCUCUAAUGAUGACAGUUCUGAAGAUGACAGUACUAGAGAUGACAGUUCUGAUGAUGACAGUACUAGAGAUGACAGUUCUAGUGAUGAUAAUUCCAUCAAUAAUAGCCCUGGUUAUGGUGCGUCAAAUGAUCUCUUCAAAUCCGAAGAUGAUCAUUCAUUUGAAAAAAUGUUUCUUGAUGAUGAAUAUGACAUUAAAGAAGAUGUGCACAUAAAGCUCAAAAGUUUGCCUGGGAUGCGGGGCGUUUAUGGAAAAGUCGGUCCAAACAAGAAACUACCAUAUUUCCAUUUGUUUAUCACAGUUGAUUACGAGAGUGUUGAUGAAGCUGUGUUGAAAGAUAAAAUCGAUGAAAUGUUUGGACCGAAUGCUUCGAGGUACUUUGAAUUUCGUCCAAAACCAUCGACAACACCAAAGCUUCAACUGCUAUCAAAGAUUGCAGUAGAAAGAAACAGUCGGAGAGUUUCAAGAGGCACAUUAACGAUGUUCUGUUACCAGAACGGGAAACAUUACGCGUUGACCUGUUGUCAUGUUUGUUACAACGGAGAUGGUGAUGACAAAAUUUAUGAAAUGCUCAAUCAAAACAAAAAUGACCCAAACGAAUUCAAAUUACAUUUGAGUACAAAUCAAUACAACUACACAUCACCUUCAGAACCCAAAAUUUCCUUAGGCCAUUUCAGUGACUAUAAAUUAGAAACCAAUAUGGACAUUUUGUCAAUAGAAGUCAAUGAAGAUUUUAAUGAAAAUUGCAGACGAAAUAGAAUACACAGACCUUCUUGGAAUGAUGUAUGGAGGGAGCUGAAUAGACGAGUUCAUGUUGAGAACGAGACAGUUGAAGUAAAAAAGUAUGAGAAGUAUAAAAUUGGGAAAAUUUGUGAUGUUUCUUAUUCCUGUAAUGAGCCUGAAAAGAAGGUCGUGUAUCAGGAUGCCGUUCUGGUGAAAAGCGAAGAACAUUUCCUUAAAAGUGGUGAGUCUGGCGUGCUAGUAUAUUUUCGGGAUGAGCAUGGAAGAAGAAUUCCCUUUGGUUAUGGUAUUGCUCGGGUUUAUCACGAAGAACUCUGCGAGCCAAGAUCAGUCGCAUAGCUUGCUGGAAAUGGAAUUGAAUUACUGUAGGUCUGCAAAUAGGAGAAAACGUAUCUUCACAAAGAAAAAGUAGACGAAUGACAGAGUUGAGCACUGCAUGAAGUAAGAACUUUAAAUGUUGGGACAAUGUAAGUAAAAGCUAGACAGUUGGUGGACAUAAUGUAAUGGGAAGAAGUAAAUAUCUUGAAGGAAAAGGUAACAAAGCUAGAAUUUUCACACGCUAUGCAUACGUAUUUAGCAUUUGAGCUCCGUAGCAAAGAUGAAAUAUUUUUUAACACAUUUAUCCUCGGGAAAAAAAAUUAAAAAGAAACGGUUACUCAAGAUGUAGUGCGGAUACAAAGUAGAACAGAUAGACUAUGAAAAAAAGGCAUACUUUUAAAUUGAAGACAAAACUUGAAAAACCUUUCUAGUGUUCAUGAAGAAAGUGAAUGAGAUUUCAAAAAAAUUCCGACUUCAUAAAUUUUAAAUGAAAUUACUCCAUACGUAUCACAACGACAAACCAAUAAAUAAUACAACAUAAA
Messenger RNA from Xenia sp. Carnegie-2017, 2075 nucleotides. RefSeq lists its product as uncharacterized. Bases 37 to 1554 code for a protein of 505 amino acids. The transcript is spliced from 6 exons. Gene Ontology annotation, molecular function: protein binding. NCBI's taxonomy places the organism in Eukaryota, Metazoa, Cnidaria, Anthozoa, Malacalcyonacea, Xeniidae. The record is from RefSeq and is a predicted model, not a curated record.